Molecule: messenger RNA, 1564 nt
Organism: Dipodomys ordii (Ord's kangaroo rat)
Lineage: Eukaryota; Metazoa; Chordata; Mammalia; Rodentia; Heteromyidae
Gene: Arsb
Product: arylsulfatase B
Exons: 8
Coding region: 1-1368 (455 amino acids)
Source: RefSeq, a predicted model, not a curated record
AUGGUUGUAAAGGCAGCCAUUUUAUCUACUUACAACGUUUCAGUACCAAUAACUCACUAUUUUGUUUAUCUCUCUAAGAUCCAUAUGGGUUUACAGCACUAUUUAAUCAAGACCUGCCAGCCCAGCUGUGUUCCUCUGGAUGAAAAACUCCUGCCCCAACUUCUAAAAGAAGCAGGCUAUGCUACUCACAUGGUCGGAAAAUGGCACCUGGGAAUGUACCGGAAAGAAUGUCUUCCAACCCGCCGAGGAUUUGAUACCUAUUUUGGAUAUCUUCUAGGAAGUGAAAAUUAUUAUUCUCAUGAGCACUGUGCAUUCAUUGAUGCUUUGAAUGUCACACGAUGUGCUCUUGAUUUUCGAGAUGGUGAAGAAGUUGCAACAGAAUAUAAAAAUAUGUACUCAGCAAACGUAUUUACUGAAAGGGCUACAGCCCUCAUAGCUAAACAUCCACCAGAGAAGCCUUUGUUUCUCUACCUUGCUCUCCAGUCUGUCCAUGACCCACUUCAGGUCCCUGAGGAAUACCUAAAGCCAUAUGAUUUUAUCCAAGAUAAACACAGGAAAAUCUAUGCCGGAAUGGUGUCCCUUAUGGAUGAAGCAGUAGGAAAUGUCACUGCAGCCUUAAAAAGCUAUGGGUUCUGGAACAACACGGUGUUCAUCUUCUCCACAGACAAUGGAGGGCAGACAUUGGCAGGGGGCAAUAACUGGCCCCUUCGAGGAAGAAAAUGGACCCUGUGGGAAGGAGGUGUUCGAGGAGUGGGCUUUGUGGCAAGCCCUCUACUGAAACAGAAGGGCGUGAAGAACCGGGAGCUCAUCCACAUCUCUGACUGGCUGCCAACACUGGUGAAUCUGGCCAGGGGACACAUCAACGGCACCAAGCCUCUGGAUGGGUUUGAUAUGUGGAAAACCAUCAGUGAAGGAAAGUCGUCCCCCAGAGUGGAGCUGCUGCACAACAUUGACCCAGACUUCGUAGACUUUUCACCAUGUCCUGGCAACAGCCUGGCUCCAGCCAAGGACAACUCUUCUCUUCUGGAGUAUUCAGCCUUUAACUCAUCUGUCCAUGCUGCAAUUAGACACAGAAACUGGAAACUCCUCACAGGCUCCCCAGGCUGUGGUUACUGGUUCCCCCCGCCAUCUCAAUCUAAUAAUUUUGAGAUAGCUUCAUUGGAUCCACCAAACAAGACCCUCUGGCUUUUUGAUAUUGAUCGGGACCCAGAAGAAAGACACGACCUGUCCAGAGAAAAUCCCCACAUCGUGAAGAAGCUCCUUUCUCGCCUGCAGUACUACCAGCAACACUCAGUGCCUGCAUACUUCCCUCCACAGGACCUCCGCUGUGAUCCCAAGGACACGGGUGUGUGGGGCCCUUGGAUGUAGCUGAGGUUAGAUUUGGGGGAAGUUGUAACACCUUUCUGUUUAAAGCUCCACUUAGGCCUUGACUCUUGUGGCUGCUCAUCUCCUUUAUUCUCCUCCCUGGAUUCACCUGGUCCUUUUUAAGCUCCCAAAUCAUACCGAGGAGUCUGACCUCAACUUCUAGUGUAUUUCAGAAGCCAAUAAAAUCUGGAAGGCUCUA